GCAACUCCUCCAUCGGAUCGGCAUGACCUUCUAGACGGUUCCCAAACCCACCGGCCGCCGCAGUUGUCGACAGAGCCGAGAGGGAAAUCCAGCACGAAUCGCCGCGAGCACGAACCGUGAGGUCAUGGCGGAUUCGGCCGCGCCCCGUCCCACCGUCCUCGUCACCGGCGCCGGCGGCCGCACAGGCCAAAUUGUCUACAACAAGCUAAAAGAGAGAUCUGAACAGUUUGUCGCAAGAGGUUUAGUGAGGACAGAGGAGAGCAAGCAGAAGAUUGGGGGAGGAGAUGAUGUUUACAUUGCCGACAUAAGGGAUGCAGAUCGUCUAGCACCUGCUGUUCAAGGCGCCGAUGCGCUCAUAAUCCUCACAAGUGCUGUCCCGAAGAUGAAACCGGGUUUCGACCCUAGCAAAGGGGGGAGACCUGAGUUCUACUAUGAUGGAAUGUACCCUGAGCAGGUGGAUUGGAUUGGCCAAAAGAAUCAGAUUGAUGCUGCCAAAGCUGCUGGAGCGAAGCAUAUAGUGUUGGUGGGAUCCAUGGGAGGAACAAAUCCUAACCAUCCACUGAACAGCCUUGGUAACGGCAAUAUACUGGUGUGGAAGCGCAAGGCAGAACAGUAUUUGGCAGACAGUGGAGUCCCUUAUACAAUUAUAAGGCCCGGAGGUCUGCAAGACAAAGAUGGGGGAGUGAGGGAGUUAAUUGUUGGGAAAGAUGAUGAACUUCUCCAGACCGACACAAAGUCAAUUCCAAGAGCUGAUGUGGCUGAAGUUUGUGUUCAGGCUCUGCAGUAUGAAGAGAUAAAGUUCAAGGCAUUUGAUUUGGCUUCGAAGCCUGAAGGUGUGGGCACGCCAACGAAAGAUUUUAAGGCAUUGUUCUCCCAGGUUACUGCUCGGUUUUGAGCGAUCUGCUAAAGCAUAUUCUCAUGUCUAGGUUUUCAUGAUGUUUUCAGUUCAUCGCUGAUGGAUCUGUAUUGGAUUUAUAACUAGUUAGCUUGUGUAUGAUGAAGCUGCAUUUAUGUGUAAUGGCAAAAAUCAUGUUGUCAAAACUGCUGAGAGAAAUCAGUGAAUUGUUCAGAGGCA
Messenger RNA from Phragmites australis (common reed), 1075 nucleotides. RefSeq lists its product as uncharacterized. Gene Ontology annotation, cellular component: chloroplast. The transcript is spliced from 7 exons. The coding region runs from base 125 to 895 and encodes 256 amino acids. Gene Ontology annotation, molecular function: oxidoreductase activity. The record is from RefSeq and is a predicted model, not a curated record. NCBI's taxonomy places the organism in Eukaryota, Viridiplantae, Streptophyta, Magnoliopsida, Poales, Poaceae.